Messenger RNA from Exophiala oligosperma, 547 nucleotides. RefSeq lists its product as uncharacterized. The record is from RefSeq and is a predicted model, not a curated record. The transcript has 3 exons. Gene Ontology annotation, cellular component: membrane. Lineage: Eukaryota; Fungi; Ascomycota; Eurotiomycetes; Chaetothyriales; Herpotrichiellaceae. The coding region runs from base 99 to 410 and encodes 103 amino acids.
GGUACAUCACGUCCCACCACUGUACGAAACAUCUGCUGUCUGAUUUCCAGCCACAGUUCCUAUAUACUCUGUACAGCACAAUCGAGACAAUCAUCAUCAUGGCCUCCGAAACACCAGCGUACAUCAUCUCCGCACUCACCUCGAUCGGUGGAGUGACGGGUUACGUCCGGACAGGAUCAGUACCUAGCAUCGCAGCUGGACUUACUGUAGGAGCGUUGUACGGCCUGGGAGGUUACCGCAUCUCGAAACGCCAACCAUACGGUGUCGAACUCGCCUUGCUCGCAUCCGUCAUCCUAGCCGGCAGCAGUAUCCCUCGCGCCAUCAAGACUGGAAAACCUCUCCCGGCAGGUCUGAGCGUUCUCGCCGCCACCGGCCUGUUCAUAUACGGGAAGGCGUUCCUGGGAAAAUAGAAAGAGGACGGUUUGUGGUCGAAAAUAAAAAAAUUAACAAAACAAACAAUGUACGAGGACGGUAUGACUUGAAGAGAGGGCAGUGUAGUAGGGAAAGGAACAUUAAUUGAAAUCUCAAUUCAUUUCGCACAAGGGUA